GUUCAAAUAAAUGUUUUUAAGCUACAACUGAUGUGACACUCAAACCUAACAUGACUCCAGUGGUCAGAACAGGUGUGCUGUUGUUGUCAAUAUAACAGAUGUGUUAUAGAAUCAAUUGAAAGUGAGCCUUGUGUAUAAUGACAGAAACAAAGGAGGGAAGUGAAAGGUCCAGAUUUUAUUUCUCCCAUAUCCUACUUGCAUUUUCCUGUUAUUUCUGCCCAUUUGAUGAAGGUAACUUUUCAUUAUGGUAGGCUAAGCUUGUUGAAAAUAUAACUUUAUAUCAAUGCUGGUGAUUUUUCUUUUGGAAGAGGAAAACAACCCCCUUUCUUUUAUGCAGAAAAAAGAAAAAACUCUCUCUUCUUGCAGUCGUCUAAGCUGUUGAUUCUGUUUUUAUCACCAGAUAUUUAUCUGUCGUACGUAGGCUUUGCAGCCCUGUGAUAUCUCCUAGCAACCAUUUCAAAUAGUCUGGAGAGAAGCUGACAUGUGGAACAAAUUGCUAAAUAUAUAUCAACUACGUUCAAGGGAAGAGUGAUGCGAAACGAUGAUCAGUCACAGAUGCUAAUCUGUUGUUUUAUUUCUUAACUUGCAGUUCAAAGUGAAUGACUGAAUCAGUGACCUGAAUUUGGGCCGUACAGCCUCUGCUUCAGUGCAGUAACAGCUUGUAUACAGAGAUCUGUCAAAUCUGCCAAUCAGAAGAGAUCUUUCCUAUAUUAGUUGCGUGUAUAUAGAUAUAUAAACAUAGAUAUAGAUGGAUGGAUGGCUAGACCGACAAAUAGUAUGUCCAAGCAGAGAAGCCCAGAUUUCUUCUCCCAGGCUACCUCUUCCUGCUCAUUGCCAUUCCCAAGCCAGCCGUCUCUCCGGCAGAUCCUUAAUCUGCCCCGGGGCCUCCUACCAAGAGGACAUGCCUGAAACACCUCGCCUAGGAAGUAUCCAGGAGGCAUCCUAGUCAGAUGCCCGAACCACUUCAACUGGCUUUGAUGUGGAGGAGCAGGAGCUUUACUCUCCCUCUCGAAAGACUGAGCUCCUCUUCCUAUCUCUAAGGAAGUGCACAGCCACCCUUUGAAGGAAACUCAUUUCCGCCACUUCUAUCUGCAGCCUCAUUCUUUCUGUUACUACUGAACUGCCAUAGCUGCUACACCAAUUUAUUUCCUGUUUGUUUGACUCCCUAAAUUCAUCAUCUUGGUGUUUUAAGUCAAAUAUCACGAGCUGCAAUGUCAUAAAGCUUACCCUUGUCUAUUUACACAAUAUAGAUUUAUUUAAUCUGUUAGAUUUGACUGUAUGUUUGUUAGCAGUCUAGCAAUAUCAUUUUUACACUUUGUGUGACGUUUGAUGCCAAUAAAUGAGCUGAUUUAAUUUUGGGGAAACUAAAGGUCAAGCUCCCACCAAAAUCAGUGAAACUUUAUAUUACCCACAAUUCUUUCAUGGAUUGUCUUCAAACUUCACAACAAUACACUAGAUCGUGGGGUACAUGGAUACAUAGGUUGGCUAAGCAUUUGACAUUGACCUUCAUUGUUAAUGUCCAAGGUCAAAGUUAACCUUCAAAUUUUUUUUUCAAGAAACCGCAUCGAGUAAUUUAUCAUAUGAAACCAAUCCCACCAGAUUUCUUUGUUUUUGCAGCCAGCCAUUACAAAAAUGUAAUUAAGUAGAUCCUGAAUGAUCGUGGGUACAAACACACAGAGCAUUAUUGCACCUACUGCUUCUAUACCUGCACGGUGCUCAUGCUAAACCUUCUUUGUAGACAGAAAAUGUCAAUAAAUGUGCCUAAAGAUAACUUGUAACACUUGAUAACUGUUACAAUUCUAGUACUCUGUUACACUUAUGAAGAAAGGUAGCUGUACUUAUAUUCACAUCGUCUACAAUUGUCAGAAUUAUGAAUUAAUAAAUACUUUGAUUUAAAAAAGAAACAAAACAAGAAGCUAAUCUGUGUGAAAUGUGAAAUAUCAUCUAUAUCUAUAUUUGGCUGUUUUUGAUACUCGAGACCAUUUACAGAGUUGAACUGAUACCAAAUAGCAGGGACUUUCAGUUACAUAGACUAACAAGAUCUUUAUGUAUUGAGUUACUGUGAGAUGUUUAUUAGAUCUUCUCUUUCCCAUCUGCAGGGCUGCCUUUGCCCUGACAAAGCCGCUCAAGAUGAACAUGGUGAAAAGGAUCAUGGGGCGGCCGAGGCAGGAGGAGUGCAGCCCCCAGGACAACGCGCUGGGCCUCAUGCACCUGCGACGCCUCUUCUCCGAGCUGUGCCACCCUCCUCGCCACAUGACCCAGAAGGAGCAGGAGGAGAAGCUCUACAUGAUGCUUCCUGUAUUUAACAGGGUGUUUGGGAACGCACCUCCCAGCAGCAUGAUGGAGAAAUUCUCCGACCUGCUGCAGUUCACCACCCAGGUGUCCCGACUCAUGGUGACUGAGAUCAGACGAAGAGCCUCCAAUAAAUCCACAGAGGCAGCCAGUCGAGCCAUAGUCCAGUUCCUGGAGGUGAAUCAGAGUGAGGAGGCGAGCCGCGGCUGGAUGCUUCUAACCACCAUCAACCUGUUAGCUUCCUCCGGACAGGUUGGUAGAAAAGACACUGUACAAUACUGUGUGAAAGUCUUGAACCACCUCUCAUUUCUUCAGCCCUUGGAAGCAAAAAAUAAACUUUUUUGUAAUUUCUCAAAAUGUUCUUGAGCAAUACUCCUCCAGGCUCUCUGGAGGUGUUUUUAAAGUUUUCCUUUGGACAUUGACUGCUUUUUCAGUCAUUUUCACUCCAGUCCUUUUGCCUGACCAUUUUCAGAUCUAUGACUCAUUCAAGCAUUAAAACACCUCCUAACUCACGGGAUGAACCAGUGUUGUGUUUGCACAUAAUCUCAAAAUUAGCACAGCACCAAUGUUAAAUCUGUCUUUAGGCAGUUUCACAAGCAUGAAAUUGUAUUUUUGCACCAACAAUAUGAUUCACAAAGUGCUUUUAGCUGACACUUUGGCAUAUUUUGGAAUGCUCUGCAGUGUGUCCUGGAGGACAAAGGAAGAUGUCAGCCCUAAAAAUAUAUUAUUUAAGAAAUAAGAAAAAAAAUCCAGCAAACGGCCCUUCUGUUGACACAUCUACUG
This is a messenger RNA of Haplochromis burtoni (Burton's mouthbrooder), 3075 nucleotides long. Its product is annotated as WD repeat and FYVE domain-containing protein 3-like. NCBI's taxonomy places the organism in Eukaryota, Metazoa, Chordata, Actinopteri, Cichliformes, Cichlidae. The transcript is spliced from 4 exons. Bases 2131 to 2658 code for a protein of 175 amino acids. The record is from RefSeq and is a predicted model, not a curated record.